GUGUCUCCUCCCCCCUCCCCGCCCGGGAAUGUAACCUGCGGACCGCGCGGGCUUCCAGGCACUUCCCGAGAUGAACCUGCAGGGGCUGAGCCGGGAGCUGUCCUUGUAUCUGGAGCGCCACGUCCCGGAGGGGCUGUUGGCUCCCGGCGUAGGCUGGUCCCUGGUGCUGUGUUUUGGGGUCGCUUACGCCUGGUACUACCUCAGCAGUAUCGCCAAGAAACCUGAGCUGGUGACUGGCAGUAAGAACUUCUACUGGUUUCUACAGGAAUAUUGCCCAGUAGUGACAGAAACCUACUAUCCCACUGUGUGGUGCUGGGAGGGCCGUGUACAGACUCUCCUGCGUCCAUUAAUCACAUCUCAACCAUAUGUGCAAUACAGGAAUGAGCUCAUUAAAGCAACAGAUGGAGGACAGAUUUCCCUGGAUUGGUUUGAUAACAAUGACAGCAUAUGUUACCCAGAUUCCAGCACGCGACCCACUAUCAUCCUGCUGCCUGGCCUCACGGGAUCAAGCAGGGAAUCCUACAUUCUCCAUAUGAUUCAGCAAAGCAAAGACUUGGGCUACAGGUGUGUGGUUUUUAACUAUCGAGGAGUUGCUGGUGAAAACCUCUUGACACCAAGGACAUAUUGUGCUUCUAAUACAGAAGACCUGGAAGCUGUUAUUCAUCAUAUACACAGUUUGUACUCCUCAGCUCCAUUUAUGGCGGCAGGUGUUUCUAUGGGAGGUAUGCUUCUUGUAAACUAUUUGGGCAGAACUGGCACAGAAACACCACUGAAGGCAGCAGCAGUAUUUUCAGCAGGAUGGAAUGUAUUUGAUUGUGUAGACUCACUGGAAAAACCUGUGAACUGGCUUCUCUUUAAUUAUUAUUUAACUAGCUGUCUGCAAUCUUCAGUUAUUAGACAUCGUGAAAUGUUUGAAAAGCUAUUUAAUAUGAACCUUGUCAUGAAGGCUAAGACCAUCAGGGAAUUUGAUAAACAAUUCACUUCUGUCAUGUUUGGCUAUCCUACAAUUGAUGAUUACUAUACAGAUGCUAGUCCAUUUCGUAGAUUGAAGACAGUUGGAAUUCCAGUGUUGUGCUUAAAUUCUAUGGAUGAUGUUUUCUCACCAAAUCAUGCCAUACCUGUGGAAAUGGCAAAACAAAAUCCAAAUGUGGCUUUCGUCCUUACUUCCUGUGGAGGCCAUAUUGGUUUUCUGGAAGGAUUGUGGCCAAGAAAAUGCACAUACAUGGACAGAGUCUUCAAGCAGUUUGUUCAAGCUGUGUUUGAGCACGGAAGCAAAAUCCUUAAUAUGUAGCAACUUAGGAGGACCAUGAUUGCAGCACAGUAGCAUUUUAUGAUCAGGGUAUUUAAACUCACUGCACAUGGUUCAGCAAAUAAGUCUGCAAAAUGGAUAAAAUCCAUGAUUAUGAGCAAAAAUAUAAUUUUGCUUAGGGACUUUGCAAUAAUCUUAUUUUUGUAUGUUUGCUUUAAUAUGCCUUAUAUGUAUAACAUUAAAUGAAAAUAGCACUUUGCACACAUAAAAUUGCACUUACCCCAAAACCAUUAAGUAAACAGAUACUUUCUCAGGUUUUUCAUAUUUAGGAAUUUGUUCUGAUGACUGUUCAUGUGCACUUAACAUUCAGAAAGACAUAUCGUAACUCACAAAUGGGUUUAUUUUCAAGGAAAAUGAGAAAAUGCAAUAGAAGCUUUGAAAAGUAAUAUAAAAUAGUGGUUUAAAGCCAUUUUUAACUUUACUCAUGGACUGCAAUAGGAUUGCUGAUUGCACUUAUUAUACCCUAUCGGAAUAAUUACAGUAUAGUUAAUUUUUGUCAAAGCCAUAUAUGUCUUAAUUUUUAACAUUCUUGCUUGUCAUGUAGUGUUUAUAUUUCUACCAGCUGUUCUAUGUUGAAAAACAGAAGGGAAAUAAACUACAUUUUGAAACCA
This is a messenger RNA of Heteronotia binoei (common prickly gecko), 1920 nucleotides long. RefSeq names its product abhydrolase domain containing 3, phospholipase (gene ABHD3). Gene Ontology annotation, biological process: phosphatidylcholine metabolic process; medium-chain fatty acid biosynthetic process; medium-chain fatty acid catabolic process. Gene Ontology annotation, molecular function: glycerophospholipid phospholipase A1 activity; acetylesterase activity; monoacylglycerol lipase activity. Bases 71 to 1291 code for a protein of 406 amino acids. The record is from RefSeq and is a predicted model, not a curated record. The transcript has 9 exons. Lineage: Eukaryota; Metazoa; Chordata; Lepidosauria; Squamata; Gekkonidae.